AUGCGACAGAUAUCGCAGCCGUCGCCGCGUCUGAGCGGACCACGGAAAGUCUGGGAGCCUUUCAAACACGUCUGGGACCCCUUGUGGAGCCGCUGGGAGGAAAUGACUGCUACCGGAUCUGCUACCGGACACAACGUCAGCUCAGAACAUUCUCUAACGGAAAACUCGCUCGUUGGGACCAAGAAACCCCCCAUGAGGAACCCCCCCAUGAGGAACCCCCCCAUGAGGAACCCCCCCAUGAUGAACCCCCCCAUGAUGAAACCCCCCAUGAUGAACCCCCCCAUGAUGAACCCCACGAUUGCCAAUACGACGCGGUGGCUUGCCCCAAGAGUUCUGUUACCACCCUUGUUAUAUGUGCCGACACGUUGCGUUCCAUUGGAAGAGCGUUGGUCGACAGUUCGAAACUUCUUCCAGGAAAGCGAUACGUGGUUUUUCGAUAUAGGUCACGUCGUGGAUUUAGGGUUUAGAGAGGACUUGAAGUCUUGGGGACGAGAAGAGUUUAGUAUUCGUGCAACACCAGUUUCACUGGAUCGUGUGAGUAUAGAUCAAUGGAUCUAUGAUGCGACUGCGAGUAGGCUGUUAGCAAUUGCUGGCGGUCUUGGAUUGCUUCUCGUCCUAGUCAUUGAUUAUCUGUUGCAUCCACGACGUCGAGGCGAGUCAAAUUUUGACUUACUCAACACACCGUUACUCGAAACUCCACAUCCACUUACCACGCUAGAAAACUUCACACCACGGACAACAGCCUUGCAACUCGACCUUGAAUUGCCACAUACACCUAGCACUGCCGCCACCGCCCUCCUAACGCCCAGCACGCCGGGUGUCACAACUGGGACGAUCGCGAAUCCCGCGAUCGCGAAUCCCGCGAUCGUGAAUCCCGCAGCAGGGCGUACACGUGGACCUGACUUGUUGAUGUUAAGUCCGUUGAUGCUGCAAAGUUUGUUGGUGGGUGCUGCAGGUUGUAUUUAUUCGAGUAUGAAGGAUAGUGUGGUAUGUCCCGUGUUGGUGAUAGGUUCAUCGAUGUUGCAGGUUGUGUGGUACUUCUUUAUGACGUCUCAUUUGCACAUGUUAACAAGUGGUUUGACGUUAGUAUCGGUGGUGGAUGUUGUGGAUCGUCAGAUGAGUCGUGUAUUGCUGUCAUUGAUAGUGGGCAUGAGUUCAUGUGUUGCGAACUCAGGUACGAGUGCUCUCUGGGCUGCAGUGCAGUUGAUGUUAGGUGUGGUGUUGGCGGACAGUGGGCGAAAGACAUUAAAAUGCUGUCAUCUUAAACGUGCGAGUGUGUGCGCUUCACACACACUGCGUUUCACCGAUAUGGAAAGAUUCGCCGCUCUACUAGAUAGAGCAACAUGCUACCUACGCUCAUUACUCACCAGCAUUUAUCUCUGGACCGCCAUACACUGGUGGUGCCAUGUAGGAGGACGGAAUGAUGUUGUGUCGGCAGCACUCAUCCUCACCGCAAACUUAAUUACUGGACUCACACUUCUCUUCGUCGAAGAUCGACGCACCACUAAUUCAUACGCCGACAUACUCGCCAUCAAUCACUACUAUCACAACACCUCACAACAAACUGUCAAAUUACUCACUGCUAAAUUACCCCCUCAUUACGACCGACAAGGGCAGGCCAAUAAGG
This is a messenger RNA of Gregarina niphandrodes, 1627 nucleotides long. RefSeq names its product putative transmembrane protein. The transcript has a single exon. NCBI's taxonomy places the organism in Eukaryota, Apicomplexa, Conoidasida, Eugregarinorida, Gregarinidae. The record is from RefSeq and is a predicted model, not a curated record. The annotation marks the transcript as partial.